Hyla sarda is the source of this 1923-nucleotide messenger RNA. It is a transcript of the gene UBXN2A, whose product is annotated as UBX domain protein 2A. The transcript is spliced from 7 exons. Gene Ontology annotation, cellular component: cytosol; nucleus. NCBI's taxonomy places the organism in Eukaryota, Metazoa, Chordata, Amphibia, Anura, Hylidae. Bases 112 to 858 code for a protein of 248 amino acids. Gene Ontology annotation, biological process: nuclear membrane reassembly; proteasome-mediated ubiquitin-dependent protein catabolic process; membrane fusion. The record is from RefSeq and is a predicted model, not a curated record. Gene Ontology annotation, molecular function: ubiquitin binding.
GUCAUGCGGCGCGAACGUCACUUCCGGUGUUUGGUAGCUGCGCAGAAAUGGAAGAAGGUCCGUGCCAAGGGCUGCGGCUGCGGUGACAGCGGAAGAUGAAGCGGUGCAAAGAUGAGGGAAGCUGACAAGACGGACACAAUGAAGCCUCAAGACAGAAUUUUCAGGAUGGGGGAGAGGAGCAGCGAAAGAAAGAGAUGUGACUCCUUUGUGAACAGCUUGUUUGAAGAAGCAAACGACGCAGGCGUCCUUAACGCUUCACCAGAAGAUGAUGCUGAAGUUGUAAUAAAGAUGUGGAAGAAUGGGUUUACAAUCAAUGACGGUCAACUCAGGGAUUAUACAGAUGCUGCAAAUCGUCAGUUUAUGGACUCCAUGAGGAAGGGAGAGCUCCCCCCAGAGCUUCACAAGACAUUUGAAAAGAAAGAAGUGUCAGUGAAUGUUGAAGACAGAAAAAGUGAAGAGUACUUCAUAAGAAAGAAGCUUGUGGAUCCAUUCUCUGGCCAGGGUCACCGAUUGGGAAGUGCAACCCCGAAAUUAAUCACCAAAAUAGAGAAUGGAGAUGAACAGGUUCUCUCAACUGUAGUGCUGGAUGCCAAGGAACCUCAAACCAACAUCAAGAUCUGGCUCUCUGAUGGCAAGAGGAUAGUUCAGAAAUUUAACACUACGCACAGGAUCAGUGAUGUCAGGAAUUUUGUGGAGCGCCUCCCGUGUAAAUCGGAGAAGAUCCCCUUCACACUGGCGACCUCCUUCCCUUUGCGGGACCUUUUGGAUGAGUCGGUCACCAUUCAGGAAGCUCAGCUGCAGAAUGCUGUCCUGGUGCAGAGACAGCAGAAAACCACAGAACCUUUAAGGGACUCUUAGUCCAGGAGGCAUCGGCAAUGGGCAUCUCCAUCUGAGGGAACGAGAUUGGCGCUUAGGGAUCUCUGUGUGUGUGAAAUCUAAGCAGCACUGUGAACACUGUACAAAUCCAGGGGGCUUGUCCUGGAUGCCUUGCUCUAUCUUUGUCCCUGUGUGCAGACGCGCUGCCUUGAAGACUGCUGAGCCCCCUGUACCGCUUUACACUGUGAGGUUCUGUAUUGCAGGGUGCACUUACUUACACAACAACCCAUUCCCCUCAGGUUUCUUCUGCAGAUAUUUCUGCUCCAGAUGGCUUUACAGCAGUGGUCAAAAACUGUGGCCCUCCAGAUGUUGCGAAACUUCAACUCCCAGCAUGCCCGGACAGCCAACGGCUGUCCGGGCAUGCUGGGAGUUGAAGUUUCGCAACAUCUGGAGGGCCAAUGGCUGUCCGGGCAUGCUGGGAGUGGAAGUUUCGCAACAUCUGGAGGGCCAAUGGCUGUCCGGGCAUGCUGGGAGUGGAAGUUUGGCAACAUCUGGAGGGCCACAGUUUGAGACCACUGCUUUACAGUAUUAUUGUGGCAAUAAGUAGGUUAUAAGUGGUUAUCAUCACUGGUAAACUUCCUGGCAGAGCAUGCAAGAUUAAUGGUUCUUAGUGGUGGAGUCAUACAUUGUGUAACAUUACGCCACAAAAUCUGCAUGUCCCAAUUGCACAUUGUGGAUUUUACUCCAUUAAAUCCAAAGACUGAAAUCCUCAUUUAAAAUGUGCAGAUUGUGCAGCAAAUACCUGUGUGCGUAAAAUUAAAGGGGUACUCCCGUGGAAACUUUUUUUUUUUUUUUUUUUUUUUUUUUUUUAAAUCAUCUGGUGCCAGAAAGUUAAAGGGGUACUCUGUUCCCUUGCUUUCGGAGCUCCGCUCCCCAGCGUCUGGAAGUUAUUGUUCCGAACGAUGUGUGUGCGGGCUUCCCGUCACGCCCCCUUCCCAUAGACUUUCGUUGAGGGAGCGGGUGUGACGUCACGAGGGGCGGCCCUGAACACUGAAGCCCGCACACACAUCGUUCGGAACAAUAAACUUCCGGAGGCUGGGGAGCGGU